Molecule: messenger RNA, 2406 nt
Organism: Hypoxylon trugodes
Lineage: Eukaryota; Fungi; Ascomycota; Sordariomycetes; Xylariales; Hypoxylaceae
Product: ras GEF
Exons: 4
Coding region: 1-2406 (801 amino acids)
Biological process (GO): positive regulation of GTPase activity; Ras protein signal transduction
Cellular component (GO): plasma membrane
Molecular function (GO): GTPase activity; GTP binding; guanyl-nucleotide exchange factor activity
Source: RefSeq, a predicted model, not a curated record
AUGGAGAGUAUCAACAUAUGUGUGAUAGGGGCCAAUGGGGUCGGCAAAUCACACUUUGUACAAAGGGCCAUGUCCCUACCACGCGUCCCAGGCCCCAAUCCUACGACAGCUCGUAUCAAUAUCGACAAUGUACCUUAUGCCGUCACGUUGUUUGAAUUGGAUCUCGAAUACUUCGACGUGGAUCCCGAUCGGCAGAUCAAGUGGCCGAAGCAGAUGGGUGGUGCCAUUCUUCCCCGCGUGAACGGAGUAUUACUCUUAUACGACGUGAUGAACCGGGAAAGCAUCAUAGAGUUACCACAAACCCUAAAUGCCCUCGUAAACUCAUCCCUACCAGCGGUCCUCGUUGCAACGAAGUGCGAUAACCCGGAGAAUUUAAGACAUAUCGAUACGGAGGCGGUCGCUGCGGCGUGCCAAUCUUGCCUCGCUACUUUUAAGACGUCCGCCAAUAAACCCGAAAGUGCGAGGAUAGCAUUAUCCACGCUCCUCAAAGCAUUAGUAAUGAGAAGUCAAGACCCAGACGGCACAGAAAGCAUAGGUUCAAGACGUCGAGCAGCCUCAGCCGCGCAUCUUGAUGCUCAAUUAGAACCAACAAAUUCUCGACCGCUAAGUCAACAUAGCAAACACAGCCGUGCUAGUUCGGAUAUGUCCCUGCUUCGAGGGUUCAUCAACCAGCCUGGGGCAGAUUACCGUCAUUCCACAAGAUCACCUCGCGUCGAUUAUACAGGAAGCCACGUAACCGGCCAAUUCCCGGACGCGGCAGAAGAUGAUUCAGGCCAAACCGUCUCAAGUAUGCUACGUACUCCAGGCAUCAGACUAGAUCGUUCCCAAAAUACUGCUUCGUAUCUUGAAGUCGAAGAUUCCGAUGCGGACUCAUUGAGAUAUUCCGAUGAUAUACCUUUACUCCAGCGGAGUGAUGACUCAAUGUUCGAGCGACCAGCAAAGAAGGUUGGUGUCACUUUCGAAGAGUUGGUGGAUCGUCUCGUUGGCCAGAAAAUGUCUAGAGCAGAUAACAAUUUCUUGGAUAUCUUCCUAUGCUUGUACCGAAAGUUCGCAACUCCCUGGCAACUCUUUUCGGCCCUCUUAUCACGGUUGGAACGUCUCAAGGACGACAAGUCCGUUCAUUAUCUUACCAAAACCGCCACACAACUCCGAAUAAUCGAGGUAAUUGCCAAAUGGGUCGGGACAUAUCCUGUUGAUUUUGCGCGACCAGCGACGAGAAGAAGGCUCGAGAACUUCGUGGGGCAUUUGUCCACCGAGCCAAUAUUUUCUGCGGCAGCGCAACAAAUGCGUAAAACUUUGGAAUACGGUGCGAUCGAGGCCGACGAUAUAGGCUGGGAGAAAGCUGAUAGUCCCGAUGAUACCGAAGACAACGAGCUAGCUACAAACUCUUUCAAAGACUCUACGAAACGAUUUCCUGAUUUGUCAGAAAGUAUGAGCUCUCUUGGUGUAGAUGAACCAAUCGAAAGACGACCUUCGGCUAGUUCAUCUCUCCAAACGGAUGGUGGGAUAGCUGGAAAGAUACAUUCAUUCCAAUUUCACUCAUACGAAGAUUACGAGCGAGAAGCGGCAACGAUGGUGCCUACAUACACACUACCACUAACCAAAUUCCGGUAUCACAUAUUUAUGGACACGUCGAAUGAGGACAUUGCCGACGAGAUGACACGUAUUGAUUGGGUUAUGUUCUCUUCAAUCCGAAUCCGUGAUUUGGUCCGACACGUCAGCUUGUCCGCUGAUCAGAAGGAAAAGUGCAGAGCCAUGAAGAAUGUGAACCGCACAAUUGCGCAUUUCAACCAUAUCGCGACUUGGGUUUCGAAUAUGAUUCUCAUGCGGGAUAAGGCUAAACAUCGUGCACAGAUGCUAGAGAAAUUCAUGAGUAUUGCUUUGAGACUCAGACAACUCAACAAUUAUAAUGGUCUAGCAGCCGUGCUAGCUGGCAUCAACGGAACGGCCAUCCACCGUCUCUCACAGACUCGGGCACUCGUUCCGGCUGAGGUUCAAAAACGGUUCGCGAGAUUGGUGCUGCUCAUGGGGACGCAAAAGAGUCAUUUUGCUUACCGAUUAGCAUGGGAAAACUCACCGUUGCCACGUAUCCCUUUCAUCCCGCUACAUCGUAGGGACCUUGUAUCGGCUGAAGAGGGUAGCAUGACACUGGUGGGUCCCCAAGGCGACCGAAUAAAUUGGAAGAAAUUUGAGAUUUUAGGGGAGAUCCUCUUGCCCAUCAUGAAAAGUCAAGGGACUCCCUAUCCAAAUUUAUCCAAGCAUGAUACAGCAAGGGAACUCAUAUUAGAUUGCUUGAUGCCUACGGAUGAUGAAGACAUUUACCAACGCAGUAUUCAAGUUGAGACGCCUAGUGGUGGCUCAGUAAGCACCGACAAGAAGAAAUUCCCUUGGUUCGCGAAGUCGUAG